Opisthorchis viverrini is the source of this 1287-nucleotide messenger RNA. RefSeq lists its product as hypothetical. The transcript has 3 exons. The record is from RefSeq and is a predicted model, not a curated record. Bases 1 to 1056 code for a protein of 351 amino acids. NCBI's taxonomy places the organism in Eukaryota, Metazoa, Platyhelminthes, Trematoda, Opisthorchiida, Opisthorchiidae.
AUGUGGGCUGCUACGCGCCGUUGCUCAGCCAAUCGAAUCGGGUAUGUCUCACAGCCAGUCAGAAGCAGCGCUACUCGUGCAUUUUUUCAUCUUCGAUCGUUGCGCGUGCUGUGCUUGUUGAGCCGUCCCGAAAUGGGCACAUUCGGUGGCCAUGCUCUCCCUGGAAGCUUUUUCAUCCUAUUUAGUGUAUGGGGUGUGUGGGACCUUUUAAGGAGGUUCUACCGUCGCCGGGCCUAUGAACUUCACCUCAGCAGCACACCGGAGCCCAAGUACUAUAAUCGUGUGUCGUCCCCGCUAACUAGUGGCUGCAAUGGUCGAGGAUUGCCCCUUGAUUCGAUGCUAAAAGCCAUUACGUGCCUUAUAGGGAUCACAGGUGAAGUUAUCACAGGGUUCAAAGAUGGAAAAUUCGUGCACAUUGGGAAUAUUCAGCACUGCACCAUGUAUUCGACAUUCGCACUCAGUGGAAUCAUAGAAACCCUCAUGUACUACGGCAUAAUCAAAACAUCUAUACAGGUGGAAUAUGUGUUCAACUUUGUGGCGCUGCUUUCGGAAGGAUUCCUUUUCUUAUUCCAUCUGCAUGGACGAACUCCUUUGGAUGUUUAUUUACAUAUGUUGCUCCUCGGAAUGAUCUUGCUUACAAUCAUCAGUGGCUUCGCUGAAGUUUACAUGAGAGAUCAACCGAUUUAUGCAAUCGUUCGCAAUUGGUCAACUCUAGUUCAAGGCACGUGGUUCUGGCAGGUCGGUGCGAUUCUUUACCCGGUUGCCAGCUGGAUGCCAGUUUGGGAUGGGAUGAGAAAGGAGAGUAUUCCGGCAGCUGCAAACCUGUUUUGCUAUCAUCUUUUGGUGGACUUCGUUGGGAUUGUUUUGCUUGCCUCCGUGAUGAGUCUCCGGCUGGGUAGAAUUAAUUUUCGAGCAGCAGCAAAACCGUUUCAUACACAGCACCCGGAGCAUACCAUUGAGGAUUUGUCCGCGGAUAUGAGUACUGAACUGACUCUUUAUGCAGCGUCCAGAGAAGCGGAAGAGUCCAGCACAAUGCUCAACAGUGUUCACAGCUGAGGCUCGAAGUACCUGGUCGAACAGACUGUGGGGAUUUCCAGUUUUUUCACUACACCUGUUUCACCUUUCUCUCUGUUAAAUUUACUACUUGUCGCUCUGCCUAAUAAUGUUUUGCACACUUCUGUCAUAAACAACAGAACUCAUGGAGAUUCAAGCCUAGAGACCAAAACACAUUCUUUCGCGUGCACAUUGGCUUCACAAGUUUCUUGCUUUCACCUCUGAAUCAAGUUG